CCAACACAACCACCACCCACAACACAACACCUCCCACGAUGGACUCCGACAGUGACAGCAGCCUGUCAGAGGCGCCAGAAGAGGAGGUCAAGAAGCUCGCGCCCAUUUUCCUCAAAGCGAAAAAGGCGACCAAGUUGGCUGCUCCUCCGCCAAAGGCCUCACCUCCCAGGCCAAAGAGAGAGCCUUCGCCGCCGCAUGAAGAAGUACUAGCAGAUAACCCGGACAUUGCAUUCAUCGUAAUGUUCCGCUCACGCUUCAACGAAGCCUUUCCUGGCAAAUGCCCGCAGUUUGGACCGCAGGAUAUUGAACGAGGAGUGGUCGACAGCAUUCCGAGCCCAGAAAUACAGCACUUGCUUUGUGCAUUGCUAGGCUUGGUGCUGAACAGAAAGAAGCCGGUCGAGCGAACCUCAUACGGACGCGCACUAGAGGAAGCAAUGCUUUCGCACAAGAGCCAGUGGCCGCACAAGUGGGAGGGACACAACCCGCUGCAUGGCGGCAAGGACUUCAAUAACAUGUCGCCCAGCGAGCGACUCAAUCUGCUCCGCACAUUGAUCAUCUGGGCUCUUGGAUCCUCUGAGCUGAUCUCAGGAAUCAUCAAGGAUAAAUACAAGCAACAGCGCCAUAACGACGAUCAGAACCAGCCCCUCUCCGUGCAGCCUUGGGGCAACGACGGGGACAACAGACGCUACUUCCUGGUGCAAGGUCUGGACGACACGAGCUUCAGGAUCUACAGGGAGGGCAGCAGGCAUACUAGGAAUGCACAUUGGUACAGCCAAGCAGGCACGAUAGACGAGGCGAAGGCAUUGGCAGAGAAGCUGGAGAAGAUUGAUGGAACACAAAAGGCUCGCACGCUGGCAGUGAAGAUCAACAAUGCUGUGCCCAUGUUCGAGGCCACGGAAGAGAAGCGAAACCGCCGCAUAUAUCGGCAACAGCGUCGCGCUGCGUUCACGAGACCAGAGCCUGGGUUUGGCAUCUACGAAGGUCGGACACGCGGCAAGCGGAUGCGGUAUACCUAUGACGAAGAUGUCGAAGACGACUCAGACGCUACCUCUACACGUCGAUCGACCCGGCAUCAGUCGGCCAGGAGCACGCCUUUCGAAAGUGGUCCACAGUACACUGCCUCUGGUCGUCAGAUCAACAAACCGCAGCGUGGGGAAUACGGCGAAUCUUUGCUAAGCACGAAUGUCAUGAGUACUGACGAGCUCGGCCCUGAGUAUGAUACCGAAGGGCGGUCUCAGCGUGCCGGAACGGACGACUCUGAUCCUGUCAAACCGAAUGGCAGACCAUCACGGGGAAACCGCAAUGUCAACUAUGCUGUCACGAAUCCAAGAAAGCGAAAGCACAUCGAGGGGUACAACGACAUUGACGAGAUGAGUGAUGAAGACGAUGCCGCAGCAAGCGGCGAAGAAUGGAAUUCGGACCAAAACGAGGACGAAGACAUGGACGACGCUCCAGACGCCCCAGACGCCGAUUCGGAACGUAGUGAGGACGAUGAAGAGGACGAUGGUGACGAUUCGACCAGAAGCCUGGUGGUGAAGCUGAAGCUACCGCACAGCACACUCGGCCGCUCGCGUGAUACGCCACCAACUAGUCCACCUAGGCCUCAGGAGGAUGGGCUAACAUGCGAGCGUCUUGAAGCGCCAGAGGAGAAAGCAGGCAAUGGUGUCGCAGCGGCAUCUAUUGCUACUACGAAUGGCGAUGCCAUCGAAGGAGCUGCGGAGUCCAAGGUCAUCACCACUGCACCGCCAUCGUCUGGUGCCAUCCACACUUUGACGCCAGUCUCGCCCAAGAAGUCUCCGCAAGUCCUCGUCCCGGCAGUGGAACAACCCAGUCUUGCAUCAGCUCCACUGGAGAACGGAGUGCUGAAUCCAGGCGCAGCGGCUGUGAUCAAUGCAGUCAAUGGAGGCGAUGUUCGUGCCGGCCAAACUUUGUAAUGUACGGAGACGUGAUCGAUGGACAGCGAGCAACAUAUUGAGCGGGAAGAAAUGUUUCGAGCGCUGUUGAGUAUAGAUCAACAAUAUGCCGCGCUCAAUGGUAGGACUUGGAUUCUACAUGAGCGAAGCCAUGGCGAAGAGCAUGCUCAGGAACUAGUUGCAUGGCAGUUGAAAGCGUGCAAGAAUAGCGAACGUAAUUUUGAAC
Molecule: messenger RNA, 2139 nt
Organism: Cercospora beticola
Lineage: Eukaryota; Fungi; Ascomycota; Dothideomycetes; Mycosphaerellales; Mycosphaerellaceae
Product: WHIM1 domain-containing protein
Source: RefSeq, a predicted model, not a curated record